Messenger RNA from Hordeum vulgare subsp. vulgare (domesticated barley), 4339 nucleotides. Its product is annotated as putative disease resistance protein RGA3. Gene Ontology annotation, molecular function: ADP binding. Gene Ontology annotation, biological process: defense response to other organism. Lineage: Eukaryota; Viridiplantae; Streptophyta; Magnoliopsida; Poales; Poaceae. The record is from RefSeq and is a predicted model, not a curated record. The coding region runs from base 14 to 4234 and encodes 1406 amino acids. The transcript is spliced from 2 exons.
GAGAGGGGGGGAGAUGGAGGUGGCUGUCGGCUCGGCGACGUCGCUCCUGGGCAAGGUGUGGACGACGCUGUCUGAUGGUCUGGUGGCGGCGUACGUGGAUAGCCUCCAGCUCGGCCAAAACUCGGAGCAGAUCAGGGACAAGCUGCUGCACACGCAGGGCCUCCUGCACAACGCCCAGGCCCAGCUGAGCGACAACCCUGGCCUGCAGCGCUUGUUGGAGAAGCUGAGCAGGGACGCCGACCAUGCUGAGGAUCUCCUUGAUGAGCUCCACUACUUCCAGAUCCAUGACAGGCUCCACGGCACCAACUACGCCACCACCCAAGAGGCCGGCCCGGAUCUGGACAGCCUUGUCCGCCAUCAAGCUCUCCACGCCGGUAGUGCUCUUCGCCACACCCUAACCAGCUUGCUCCACUGCUUUUCUUGCUCCUCCUCUACACCCAAGGUCAAGAGCGAUGCUGCUGCUGAUGAUUUUGCUGCUGCUGCUGUUGCCGGCGUCACCAACUCCAACUCUGCUAGUGCUGAUGACAAUGUUGAUACGCUGCUGCAUUUUGACAGAGUGUCCAUGUCCAGACAAAUCAAGUCCGUGUUACAGGGCAUGCAGUCCCACUGUAAUUCCGUCUCCAAUUUGCUCAGCAGUACCCCAACCAACAACACAGCAGUCGGCGUCGUCUUACAUCGGCCUCAGACUGUUUCCAUGAUUAUACAAGAUACAUUGCAUGGCAGGACAAACACUUUUGAGGAAACUCUAAACCGUAUCACCGCUGUUACCGCCGGUGCCACACACACUCAGACUCUUUCUGUUCUUCCUAUAGUUGGUCCAGGGGGUAUUGGAAAGACAACUUUCACCACUCACCUCUACAAUCAUGCAAGGACUGAUGAGCACUUCCAAGUCAAGGUCUGGGUGUGUGUAUCCACUGAUUUCGAUGUGCUCAAGCUCACCAGAGAGAUCCUUGGCUGCAUACCUGCAACUGAAGGGGGAGGAAGCAACAGCAACAUUGCAAAUGAAACAACCAAUCUAGACCAGCUUCAGAGAUCCAUUGCACACCGUCUCAAGUCCAAGAGGUUUCUGAUUGUCUUGGAUGAUAUAUGGAAAUGCGACGGUGAGGAUCAGUGGAAGACCCUCCUAGCUCCAUUCACAAAGGGGGAAGCCAAAGGAAGCAUGCUACUGGUCACUACUCGGUUCCCAAAGGUAGCAGACAUGGUGAAAACUGUUGAUCCACUGGAGCUGCGAGGUUUGGAGCCUAAUGACUUCAUCACAUUCUUUGAAGCAUGUAUAUUUGGUGAAGAAGACAAGCCGAAGAAUUAUGAAGAUGAGCUAGCUGUUAUUGCACGAAAAAUUGCAGACAAGCUAAAGGGUUCCCCAUUGGCAGCGAAAACAGUUGGCAGGCUAUUGCACAAGGAACUUUCUCGGCAACAUUGGAAUGGAGUUCUUGAAAAGCAUCAGUGGCUAGAGCAGCAAAAUAAUGAUGAUAUCAUGCCAUCCUUAAAGAUUAGCUACGAUUGCCUCCCAUUUCAUCUAAAGAAAUGCUUUUCCUAUUGUGGCCUUUUCCCUGAAGAUCAUGACUUUACUUCUUCAGAAAUCAGUCAUUUCUGGGCUGCAAUAGGCAUCAUAGACGCUCAUCACCAAGCCAGUAGGAAUUACUUGGAACAACUAGUGGACAAUGGUUUUCUCAUGAAGAAGAAAUCCAAUUAUCAGGGUGAUCGUGAUCGAUACUACUAUGUAAUGCAUGAUUUGAUGCAUGAGCUAUCUAAGAGUGUUUCUGCACAAGAUUGCCUCAAUAUAAGUGGCUUAGAUUUCAGAGCUGAUGCCAUCCCACAAUCUGUUCGGCACUUAUCUAUCAACAUAGAAGACAGAUAUGAUGCAAAUUUUGAGCAAGAAAUGUGUAAACUAAGGGAGAGGAUAGACAUUGCUAAUCUGCGGACUUUGAUGAUUUUCAGAAGAUAUCAAGAAGAAAGAAUCACCAAGCUUUUGAAAGAUACCUUUAAGGAAAUAAAUAGUCUGCGUGUCCUAUUUAUAAGGGUGAAGUCUGCACAAGAUUUUCCAUAUAGGUUUUCAAAACUUAUCCACCUCCAGUACCUCAAAAUUACUUCAUAUAACUACAGUGAAGAUGAAAUGAGUUUGCCUAGUACACUAUCAAGAUUUUAUCACUUGAAAUUCUUGCACCUAUAUGGUUGGUGUCGUAGUUUUGAUUUGCCUGAAGACUUUAGCCACCUUGAGAAUUUACAUGAUUUCCAUGCUAGAAGUGAAUUCCACUUCAAUAUUCGCAAUGUCGGAAAGAUGAAGCAUCUGCAGGAGCUGAAAGAAUUCCAUGUCAGGAAGGAGAGCAUGGGAUUUGAACUGACAGAACUUGGGGCGUUGACAGAGCUUGAAGGAGGACUGGUUAUACGUGGUCUUGAACACGUGGUAACCAAGGAGGAAGCUACUGCAGCCAAAUUGAUGUUGAAAAGGAAUCUGGAGGAGUUGGAAUUACUUUGGGGCAGAACUACAGAUUCUGAUAUUCUUGAUGCUCUUCGACCACACCCGAAUCUUAGAGCACUUAGAAUUGCAAAUCAUGGUGGUACAGUUGGUCCUAGAUGGUUGUGUCUUGGAGACAUCUGGUUAACAAGUUUGGAGACUCUCACUCUACAAGGCGUAUCUUGGAGCACCCUCCCGCCUUUUGCGAAGCUACCAAAUCUCAAGGGACUCAAAUUGAUGAAAAUUUCUGGAAUGCUUCAGUUUGGGCCUGUCUGUGGUGGCGCUCCAGGCAAAUGUUUUAUGCGCUUGAAGACAGUUGAGUUUUAUGAGAUGCCAGAACUUGCUGAAUGGGUUGUGGAACCUAAUUGUUGUUCCUUUCCAAGUCUUGAAGAUAUCAGAUGCUUCGGUUGUCCGAAUCUCCGUGUGAUGCCCUUGUCGGAGGUAUGUUGCACCAAUUUGCGCAGACUUAUAGUUUCUGGGUGCCCCAAGAUGUCUCUGCCUUCCAUGCCUCACACCUCCACACUGACAUGUUUGGUUGUUAAAAGAUAUGUUUCUGAAACGUUGUUGUCUUAUGAUGGAAAGAGUUUGGUUGUUAGAGGGUAUGGUGGUGCUUUGGCCUACCACAAUGUGGAUAAAGUAGAAGAAAUGGAUAUUGCAAAUGUAUCACACAUAUCAUUGACAGACAUUGAAAAGUUUAAAUCCUUAAGAGAGCUAACUGUCGGAAGAUGCGACGGUUUGUUCCCUGAAGAGCUGGAUGGCAGUUUUGUCUUGCGUUCAGUUAAGAGUCUCAAAUUAGAUGUAUCUCAUCUUACCAGCAGCAAAUCAUCAUUGUCAAAAGUGUUAAAUUGUUUCCCAGCUGUUUCUGUGUUGAGGAUAUUUGGAGAUGGAAACCAUGACUAUGAGGAGCGUGCAGUACAGCUCCCAUCAUCCAGCUCACUGCAGGAACUUACCUUGUGGAAGUGUAAGGGCCUGGUUCUUGUGUCUGUGGAGAAGGAUAAUGGAAGAGGAAUUCAGGAGUACAAGUCGUUGCUCCAAUCAUUAAGAAUAUCCAAAUGUGGCGAAUUUUUGUGCCGGUGGCCCUCCUCGGCCAUUUGCCCUUUCCCUGCUUCCCUGAGAAAACUUGAUAUUGUGGGAGAGCCAAGCAUGCAGUCAAUGGCUCUGCUCUCAAACCUCACGUCCCUCACCGGACUAAGGCUAAACUACUGCAGUAAUUUAAGAGUGGACGGAUUCAAUCCUCUCAUCGCAGUCAACCUCAUAAACUUGGAAGUGUGUAGGUGCAACACCUUAGCAGCAGAUCUGCUCUCAGAGGUGGCCUCUCACUCUCACUCUCAGAGGGCCAAAUUAUUGCCUGCUGAAAGUUACAUAUCUAGAUUGGAGGUACUCAAGGUGGAUGGCAUCUCUGGAUUGCUUGUUGCUCCUAUUUGCAACCUCCUCGCCCCGGCCCUCCACACACUUGUAUUCUGGUAUGAUAAUGGGAGGAUGGAAAGCUUGACGGAAGAGCAAGAGAAAGCGCUGCAGCUCCUCACCUCCCUCCGGACACUAGAAUUUUUCUAUUGCAAGGUUCUGCAGUCCCUUCCUCAAGGGUUACAUCGCCUUUCUUCUCUCAAGGAGUUACGUGUAGUUGGGUGUCCAAACAUCCGAUCGAUGCCCAACAAGGAGGGCCUCCCGGUUUCGCUGAGAAAACUGCAGAUGGAUCGUUUCAGUUGCAGCGCUGAGAUAAAGGAGCAAAUUGAGGAAAUCAAAAGAACCAGGCCAGAUUUAUCCGUCGUGUAUUUCUAACUAGACCCAAGCUAGACUGUUGCAAUCUUUCUGCUACAUCGAAUAUGCCAGUUAGUACCAACUUUCUGGUCCUUACUUUAUGAUUGCAAUCAUGCAUCUGGAGUU